Molecule: messenger RNA, 1290 nt
Organism: Fusarium musae
Lineage: Eukaryota; Fungi; Ascomycota; Sordariomycetes; Hypocreales; Nectriaceae
Exons: 2
Coding region: 1-1290 (429 amino acids)
Biological process (GO): homogentisate catabolic process; L-tyrosine catabolic process; L-phenylalanine catabolic process
Molecular function (GO): fumarylacetoacetase activity
Source: RefSeq, a predicted model, not a curated record
AUGGCUUCUUGGCUACCUAUCCCCUCAAAGAGCCACUUCUCACUGGCAAACAUUCCCUUCGGCGUCAUCUCAACAUCCGCUGAACCAACGCAACGUCCCGCAAUUGCAAUCGGCCAACAUGUUCUUGAUCUAUCAGCUUUCGCUCAAAACAACGGUUUCUCCAAACUAGCAGACUUUCCCGCCGAUCAACUCAAGGUCUUUUCUCAAACUACUCUCAACGACUUUGCUGCUCUUGGAAGACCCGUGCACAGAGCUACACGCGCUUAUCUCCAGGAUGUCUUCCGCCAAGAAACGCCAUAUCCUGAGAUUCUCAAGGACAACGAAACCAUGCGAAAACAGGCUCUCAUUCCAAUCGGGGAUGUUCAGUCUCACUUACCGCUUAGUAUCGGCGACUACACUGAUUUCUUCGCUGGUCGUAACCACGCUCACACCGUGGGUACACUGUUCCGCGGCGCUGCAAACGCUCUACAGCCUAACUACAACCAUCUCCCCGUUGCAUACCACGGACGCGCCAGUUCCGUUGUGGUAUCAGGAACACCCCUCCACCGUCCCUGGGGCCAAGUCCUUCCUAACCCUCAAGCCAAAGAGCCUGUGUUCCAGCCCUGUGCUCGUCUUGAUAUUGAGUUGGAGCUGGGUAUGUUUAUCAGCAAGGGGAAUAAGCUCGGUGCUCCUGUUGAUGUGAAUAACGCGGAGGAGUAUAUUUUCGGAUAUGUUCUUAUGAAUGAUUGGAGUGCGAGGGAUAUUCAGCAGUGGGAGUAUGUUCCGCUGGGACCGUUUAAUGCGAAGAAUUUCGGGACGACGAUUAGCCCUUGGGUUGUUUUGGCGGAUGCGUUGGAGGGCUUUAGGGGCAAGGGUUUGGAGAAUGAGGUGCCGCCGAAGAAGUAUCUUGAUGAGAAGAGGGAGGACUCAAUUCUUGAUAUCAAUCUUGAGGUUUCUAUCACCACUGCCAAGGGUAACAAGACGAAAAUCACUCAAGUCUCAUCCCAAAACCUUCUCUGGUCCUGGCCCCAGAUGAUCGCCCACCACUCCGUGUCAGGAUGUAACCUGCGCACAGGAGAUUUACUCGGUUCAGGAACGAUUUCUGGUCUUGAGCCGGGAACGCAGGGAAGUCUUCUUGAGCAGACGAUGGGCGGGAAGCAGUUUGUCAAGUUGGAGGGAGGCGAGGAGAGGAAGUUCAUCCAGGAUGGUGAUAGUAUUACUAUUACGGGCUGGUCUGGUACUGCUGAUGAUGGGCUUGUUGGGUUUGGGGAGUGUGAGGGUACGAUUAUUACUGCUGUUCCUAGGGACUAG